AUGGUCCCUGGAGAGGAAGAGGUCCUCCUGAGCACAGCAGACGCCACACCCAUCAGCAGGACCCCGGCCUCCAGGAAGACCCAGACUCCAGGAAGACCCCCGCUCCAGGAAGACCCCCCACUCCAGGAAGACCCCAGCCUCCAGGAAGACCCCAGCCUCCAGGAAGACCCCCGCUCCAGGAAGACUCCAACUCCAGGAAAACCCCAGCCUCCAGGAAAACCCCAGCCUCCAGGAAGACCCCCAUUCCAGGAAGACCCCAGCCUCCAGGAAGACCCACACUCCAGGAAGACCCCCGCUCCAGGAAGACCCCGGCUCCAGGAAGACCCCCGCUCCAGGAAGACCCCCGCUCCAGGAAGAUCCCCGCUCCAGGAAGACCCCCGCUCCAGGAAGAACCCAGCUCCAGGAAGACCCCCACUCCAGGAAGAUCCCCGCUCCAGGAAGACCCCCGCUCCAGGAAGACCCCCGCUCCAGGAAGAACCCCACUCCAGGAAGAGCUACGGUAGUCCCCUCCCCGCCCCCCGGCCACUCCCUGGCUUCUGA
Molecule: messenger RNA, 540 nt
Organism: Dipodomys ordii (Ord's kangaroo rat)
Lineage: Eukaryota; Metazoa; Chordata; Mammalia; Rodentia; Heteromyidae
Product: fibrous sheath CABYR-binding protein-like
Exons: 1
Coding region: 1-540 (179 amino acids)
Source: RefSeq, a predicted model, not a curated record